GUCUCAAAGCCUAGAUAUCACAGUCCCGCUCAUGGAAGAAACACGUUCCCCAGACCCUCAUCACAUUGUCCUGUACGAUAUACCUUCCAUUAUUCCUGGAAGGCCAUGGUCUCCGAACACGUUGAAGGCUAGAUACACUCUGUCUUUCAAGAGAAUCCCCUUCCGCACAGUCUGGGUCGAGCUCCCAGAUAUCGAGAAGACUAUCAAGGCACUCGGCGGAGAGCCUACGAGUGUUGUGGGAGGAAGAUCCAUGUACACCCUUCCUGUCAUCAAGGAUCCGUCCACGGGCACCGUCAUCUCCGACUCGUUCAAGAUUGCGCAGUACCUUGAUGCCACUUACCCUUCUCUACCUCGCGUUCUGCCCGACAAUACUGCCGCCCUUGUAGCAGCAUUUGACGCGGCAUUUCUUCAAACGCUCAUGCCUGUCGCUCUUUUCGGGGUGGCGAUGGCUGCAGAUGGGCUCAAUCCUGUCAGCAAGGCAUAUUACCUCGCUACGCGUGCUCGACGCUUCGGUCCAGACUUUGAGAAGGCGUUCACAGUUGGAAAUCCAAAGCGUGACGAGGCCUGGAAGGCGCUGGAGCAAGUGUUGAGUAAUGUUGACAGGUGGUAUGCGGCUGGUAGCGGGUGCUACUUGAUGGGAGAUUCACCAUGUUUUGCGGACUUCAUUGUCGCUGGAAGGGUCAAGUGCAUGCAGUACGUGGUUGACGAAGAUAUGUGGGGAAAGGCUAGAGAAUGGCAUGGUGGACGGUGGGCUAGAUUGAUAGAGGACUUGGACAAGAUACUCGUAGUGUGAACUGGAGUCCAUAGUUAUACUACCAAAUUAUUCAGAUGUGAAUCAAGACACACAUACACCCUGUGCAACUGUGAUCAAAUU
Molecule: messenger RNA, 874 nt
Organism: Coniophora puteana RWD-64-598 SS2
Lineage: Eukaryota; Fungi; Basidiomycota; Agaricomycetes; Boletales; Coniophoraceae
Exons: 2
Coding region: 32-793 (253 amino acids)
Source: RefSeq, a predicted model, not a curated record